Messenger RNA from Oxyura jamaicensis (ruddy duck), 1510 nucleotides. RefSeq names its product transcription factor Sp1-like. Bases 460 to 1485 code for a protein of 341 amino acids. The transcript has 2 exons. The record is from RefSeq and is a predicted model, not a curated record. NCBI's taxonomy places the organism in Eukaryota, Metazoa, Chordata, Aves, Anseriformes, Anatidae.
UGCCCACGGCGCCGCCUCCCCCCCGCCCUUAACUCCUCCUCCUCCUCUCCCUCCCAGGAGUCGCAGCCUUCCCCGCUGGCUCUGCUGGCGGCCACCUGCAGCAGGAUCGAGUCUCCCAACGAGAACUCCAACAGCUCCCAGGGCCAGCAGGGCGCCAGCGGCGAGCUGGACCUGACGGCCGCCGCCGCCCAGAUCGCCCAGUCGGCCAACGGCUGGCAGAUCAUCUCCGCCGGCUCCAGCACGCCCACCUCCAAGGAGCAGGGCGGCAACGGCGGCAACGGCGGCAACGGCGGCGACGCCUCCAAAAGCCGGCCGACCAUCGACGGGCAGCAGCUGCAGUUCGCCACCGCCCCGGCCCAGGUGAACGUGCAGCAGGAUGCGUCCGGGCAGCUCCAGAUCAUCCCCGGCACCAACCAGCAGAUCAUCACCAGCCGAGCGGGGACGGGCAACCUGAUCGCCAUGCCCAACCUGCUGCAGCAGGCCGUCCCCAUCCAGGGCGUGGGCCUGGCCAACAACACCCUCUCGGGGCAAACCCAGUACGUGGCCAACGUCCCCGUGGCCCUCAACGGCAACAUCACCCUGCUGCCCGUCAACAGCGUGGCCGCCAGCCUGGCCCCCACCUCGCAGACGGUCACCCUGAGCGGCUCGGGCUCGCCGGACAGCGGCUCGCAGCCGGCCACCUCGGGCGCCGCCAGCAGCUCGUCCAACGGCGCCACGUCCCACGCCGGCUCCGGCUCCUUUUUCACCACCGCCAACAGUUACUCCAGCACCACCACCACCAGUAACGUGGGCAUCAUGAAUUUCUCCACCGGCGCCGCCGCCGUGGGGACCAACGUCCAGGCGCAGACGCCGCAGCGGGCCGGCAGCGUGCCCAGCUCGGACUCCCUGCAGAGCCCGGUCUCGGGGGUGGCGUUGCAGCCGGGGCAGCAGAAGGAGGGCGAGCAGAGCCAGCAGCAGCAGCAGCAGCAGCAGCAGAUCCUGAUCCAACCGCAGCUGGUCCAGGGGGGGCAGACGAUCCAAACCCUGCAGACCGCCCCGCUCUCCGGCCAGACCUUCGCCACUCAAGCCAUCUCGCAGGACGCCCUGCAGAACCUGCAGCUCCAGGCCGUGCCCAACUCGGGGCCCAUCAUCAUCCGAACGCCCACGGUGGGGCCCAACGGGCAGGUGAGCUGGCAGACCAUCCAGCUCCAGAACCUGCAGGUGCAGAACCCCCAGGCGCAGACAAUCACCUUGGCCCCCAUGCAGGGAGUUUCGCUCGGCCAGACGGGCAGCACCAGCACCACGCUCACCCCCAUCGCCUCCCUCCCCAGCGGCACUGUCACGGUCAACGCCGCCCAGCUCUCCUCCGUGCCAGGCCUCCAGACUAUUAACCUCAGUGCCUUGGGAGCGUCCGGGAUCCAGGUGCAUCAGCUGCCGGGGCUGCCGCUGGCCAUCGCCAACGCCGCCGGUAAGUGCCGCCGGCUCGCUCCCGUCCCGGGGGGAUGAAACGGGGAGGCGGAAGCGUGCGGCC